CGGCCCCCAACCCGGCCACGGGGACCGGAAGCAGCUUCCAAUCCGGCGCUUCCCCGGCGUCUUCCGGAUAACGCGGGGUCGCUCUUCUCGGUCGGGAGGUCUCGACCCUAGAGUCUGUCCCGGCCCAGUAUCAUCCGGUCUGCUGCUCCUUCUCUGCCCUGGGACCCCGGCCUCCGGCCUCUUGACCAAGCAGCACCGUGGUCCAAAUGUCUGCAAAGCUGAGCAAGGCAUCACUCCUUCCACAAACUGCAGAGGAGUCUGACAGCAUUCUGAUAGUGAAGAUGGAAGAGGAAGAGCAGGCCUGUGAUCUGGACUCCAGCCUCCCCUGGAGCACCUCCUGCAGCCCAGAGACCUUCCGCCAGGGUUUCAGGCGGUUUAGCUGCUCUGAUUCCGCGGGGCCCCGGGAGGCCCUGAGCCGGCUCCGGGAGCUUUGCCAUCAGUGGCUGAGGCCGGAGGUGAACUCCAAGGAGCAGAUCCUGGAGCUGCUGGUGCUGGAGCAGUUUCUGAGCAUCCUGCCUGAGGAGCUGCAGAUUUGGGUUCAGCAACAUAGUCCAAAAAGCGGCGAGGAAGCUGUGACCCUGUUGGAGGAGCUGGAGAAAGAACUUGAUGAGCCAGCUGAGCAGGUCUGUUUUGGACAAAAUAAGGACAUGCCUGCAGAGAAGCUGACAGCCGGGAAAAUCACUCAGGAGCCCCCACGUAGCCAGAUCAAGCCCGGAAAGCAGCCGCUGCCAUGGGUGUCCCCGGAGUUUCGCUCAAGGCAAAAAGCUAAAGACACGAAAACUAUAAAUGUGAAUUCAGCUUUGACACAAAAGACUUCUCCAGGCAUGGAGCUGCAUUACACCGUUUCUAACACCCUUCCUGUGGAUGCUUCCCAGAGUUGCACGUAUAGAAGAGGCAGUGAACAAGAUGGCAAGUUUGAAAGAAGACAGAGAAACCCUUUCGGCAAAAAACAACACAAGUGUGACGAAUGUGGCAAAGUCUUCAGUCAGAGCUCAGCCCUUAUCCUCCAUCAGAGAAUCCACAGUGGGGAGAAACCUUACGCAUGUGAUGUGUGCGCAAAGGCUUUCAGCCGGAGUGCUGUCCUGAUUCAGCAUCGAAGAACGCAUACUGGGGAAAAACCCUACAAGUGUCAUGAAUGUGGCAAAGCCUUUAGUCAGAGCUCGAAUCUUCUCAGACAUAGGAAAAGACACACGAAAGAAAAAGUCCCAUCAGUGUUACAGGCAAGAGAGCUCCCCAGCUCCAGGAAUGACAUCCAGGGCCAAGUCAGGAAGAAAGAGGAAUUGGAGCUCCAGCCAUGGCCAGCUCCUUUGCUAGGAAAAGUAAAAGCUUUCCACGAAACUCCAACAAAAUUCUGCUUAUGUUUCCUUGUUGCAAAUGUGUUUGCGGAACACAGAACUCUGGGCUAUCCAGGGAGGCGCGAGGCCAAGCGCAGCCUCAAAGCGGUCAUUGUCGUCGGGCCGCCCCUCCCCCUCCCGGAGUGCAUCUCCAUGGCAACGCGGGGCUUCUCCUCUCCCCGCCUCCUGGGACCCGCAGACCGGAAGCAGUCCGCGCCGGGGGCUUCUGGGAAACGGCUUGUGAGCGGCGUUUCUGCGUCUGCUUUGGACAGCGAAGCUGCUGCGGAUCCUGAGGUGGAGGCCUGGCGUCUCGCGGAGGGUUCUGGGACUCGUUUUGGGCGGAGGUGGGAGGGGGCGGGCCUUGCGCGGAGGCUGCCGGGGCUUGUAGUUGCGCCGGACGCAGGCGGAAGUGCCGUAGCCCGGGCGCUGUUGGGGCAGUGUGGCCUUUGGUCGUCUGAAAUCAGCCGGCGGGAGUGCAGGGAAGGGGGACUGGAGGACGCCGGGGCAGGGCGGGGUUUGCAGCGGAACUCCGCGGGAGUGAGGCGAGAUCACCUGGGACGCGGCUCCCCGCCCAAACGCUAUGAAGAGGAAAAAAUUCUGAGAGUGAAGUUGGAGGAGGAUCCUGAUGGUGAAGAGGGAUCAAGCAUCCCUUGGAACCAUCUUCCUGAUCCAGAGGUUUUCCGACAGCGAUUCAGGCAGUUUGGAUACCAGGAUUCACCUGGGCCCCGUGAAGCUGUGAGUCAGCUUCGAGAACUUUGCCGUCUAUGGCUCAGGCCAGAGACACACACAAAAGAACAAAUUUUGGAGCUGGUAGUGCUGGAGCAGUUUGUUGCCAUCCUACCCAAGGAAUUGCAGACUUGGGUUCGAGAGCAUCAUCCAGAGAAUGGAGAGGAGGCAGUGACAGUGCUGGAGGAUUUAGAGAGUGAGCUCGAUGACCCUGGACAGCCGGUGUCUCUCCGUCGACGAAAACGGGAAGUUCUGGUAGAGGAGAUAGUUUCUCAAGAAGAGGCUCAGGGAUUACCAAAUUCUGAGCUUGAUGCUGUGGAGAACCAGCUCAAGUGGGCAUCCUGGGAGCUCCAUUCCCUAAGGCACUGUGACGAUGAUGGUAGGACUGAAAAUGGAGCACUAGCUCCAAAGCAGGAGAUUCCUUCAGCAGUAGAAUCUCAUGAAGUUCCUGGCACUCUCAAUAUAGGUGUUCCUCAAAUUUUUAAGUAUGGAGAAGCCUGUUUCCCCAAGGGCAGAUUUGAAAGAAAGAGAAAUCCCUCUCGAAAGAAACAACAUAUAUGUGAUGAAUGUGGAAAACACUUCAGUCAGGGCUCAGCCCUCAUUCUUCAUCAAAGAAUCCACAGUGGGGAGAAACCCUAUGGAUGUGUUGAAUGUGGGAAAGCAUUCAGCAGAAGUUCUAUCCUUGUGCAACAUCAGAGAGUCCAUACUGGAGAAAAACCUUACAAAUGUCUUGAAUGUGGAAAAGCCUUUAGCCAGAAUUCUGGGCUCAUUAAUCAUCAGAGAAUCCAUACUGGGGAGAAACCUUACGAAUGCGUUCAGUGUGGGAAAUCUUAUAGUCAAAGCUCAAAUCUUUUUAGACAUCAGCGAAGACACAAUGCAGAGAAACUUCUGAAUGUUCUGACCCAUCCCAGCUGUAGCGAGCGACCUGGUCAGCCAGCGACAGGUCCCUUGCUGCCCUAUCUGCCGGUUCUUGACGUGAAUGUCGAAACAUCUUUCGGGAAAGCUCUUUGGGGCAGGCCUCUGCGCCCCACGCCGGCCACAGAGCUGCAGUCCUCCGGGCUUCCUAGAGGGACGCGCCCGCCCGCACUUCCGGCGCGCGCGGCCGGAGGCCGUUCUGCUCCCUCCUGGAGUCCGUGCGGCAGCCGGCCGAGCGAAGGAAUCAGAAUUCAGAAGGAAUCUCUUAGACACAGACUUCAUUCCUUCCCUGACGCAACUGGGCAGCAUUUUCUGCCCAGAAUGUCAGGAAAAGCUGCAGGCCUGGCCUACCAUGCUCCAAAAGAACAAGAAGGAUUUGUAAUUGUGAAGGUUGAAGAAGAGAAUUAUGUUUGGGGGCAGGACCUUGGCCUUCAGGGAGGCCCCUGCAGCCCAGAGACCUUCCGCCAGCGUUUCAGGCGGUUUGGCUGCUCUGAUUCCACGGGGCCCCGGGAGGCCCUGAGCCGGCUCCGAGAGCUUUGCCAUCAGUGGCUGAGGCCAGAGGUGAACUCCAAGGAGCAGAUCCUGGAGCUGCUUGUGCUGGAGCAGUUUCUGAGCAUCCUGCCUGAGGAGCUGCAGGCCUGGCUGCGAGAGCACCAGCCCGAGAACGGAGAGGAAGCCGUGAUUCUGUUGGAAGAGCUGGAGAAAGAGCUUGAUGAGCCAAGGAAACAGGACACAGCUCAUGGAAUGAUCUGGAAGGAAAUGACAUCCAUAGGAGCACUGAAGUCUCUGAGUAUACAGCUCCAGCCCUUGGAGAAUCAGUGCAAGAGUGAGACUCAGGAGCCCCAGACUUCCCACGAGAGAGAUGGCAAGCUGGCGGCUGACAGAGUAUUAACAACAAAGCAAGAAAUUAUGGAAUGUGUAGCAUCAGCAGCCAUGAUAUCCCCAGGAAGACUCCCUGGGGAAACUCCUUCAGGACAGAUAGUUGAAGAAGCUUUCAGAGGUCUGGACAACUUUGAGAAGCCAAAAGGAACUGCUGCAAGGAGCAAAAUGAGUCCACUCCCUUCCCAGGAAAGACAUCUUAGUCUGGCAACCUUCAACAAGAAAAUCUCCACUGAAGAGUGUGUCCUUGAAUGUAACAAGAGUGAAAGGACUCUGAGUGUGAAUUCAAAUGUCUUGACACGACAGAGAAUUCAUGCGGGAGGAAAGGUCUACGAGUGCUUGGACUGUGGGAAAGCCUUUUGCCAGAGCUCAAAGCUGAUUAGACAUCAGAGAAUUCACACUGGAGAGAGGCCUUAUGCAUGUAAAGAGUGUGGCAAAGCUUUUAGUUUGAGCUCGGACCUUGUUAGACAUCAGAGGAUUCAUAGUGGUGAAAAACCCUAUGAAUGUUGUGAAUGUGGAAAAGCUUUCCGGGGCAGCUCAGAGCUCAUUAGACAUCGGAGAAUUCACACCGGAGAGAAACCCUAUGAAUGUGGUGAAUGUGGGAAAGCCUUCAGCCGAAGCUCAGCCCUCAUUCAGCACAAGAAAAUUCACACUGGAGACAAAGGCUAUGAGUGUACUGAAUGUGGUAAGGCUUUUGGUAGAAGCUCUGUCCUUAUUGAACAUCAAAGAAUUCACACUGGAGAAAAACCUUAUGAGUGUAACGAAUGUGGAAAAUCCUUCAAUCAGAGUUCAGCCCUUACACAGCACCAGAGAAUCCACACUGGGGAGAAGCCUUAUGAAUGUAGCGAAUGUAGGAAAACAUUUAGGCACAGGUCAGGCCUUAUGCAGCACCAGAGAACUCACACCAGAGUUUAACUCUUGGGUAAGGAUUGUACAAUUGUGUAAUACCAGGGAUUUACUUUGGUGGUGAGAUUCCCACCGAAGUGAGAAGUUUCCCAGGAGCAGAGUUUCUGUCCUUCCAGUCUAAGUCAGUACUUGCUGUACAAGGAGAUCCACACAAAGAUGGUUGUUGAUGUGUUGAAUGGGCACUUUCACAGUAAAGCCAGGUUUGGGGCAAAGAUCCUGAAAGAACUCCUUAUAAGAUGGACUGAGAGGCGGUGCCUCCAAUGGCAAGGAUCUCUGUCCAGCAAGAACAGCAUGCAUUUGGCUGUUGGAGGCAUAUGCUGAGAGUCACUUGGUUCUCUGAAGUGUUCAAUUAUGAGGUUGUGAAAUGUUGAAUUAUGCUCUGGAUCAGUUUAUAGUUCACUCUGCCCCCUUGCCAGUUCUCUUCUCAGCCCUGAGCUUCCUGAGGUCAAUUGAGGUCUGUUUAUUGUGCACCUGCUAUGUGACAGUCAUCAGGGGCAGGCAUAGCCAUUGCCCUCCCAGAGUUAAGGGCUAAUGGGAUACAUAUAUACUUAUUAAGCAGGUAAUUACAGUAAAGUGUGAUAAGUAGAAUAAUCUAGGAUUCUGUCAAAAUACGUGGCAGGGCCAUCUAACCUGGUCUACAAGACACUAAAGGCUUCUUGGAUGUGAUGAAAUCUCUUGGGGGAUAAAGGGUGGGUAUAAGCCAAGUCAAGGCAAGAGGGAAGAGAACAUUAUAGACAGAGGUUAUAGCACAUACAAAGGCAUGGAGAGAGGAUCUACAGAUGUCUCUUCAUCAGGACUCCUCCGGCAGGAAUUUGUUCAUGUAGACUCUGGUUCAGAAGCGAGGACAUGUGUUGGUUCCUCACUUCCUGUUUAUAAUCAGUGAGUUGGAUAGCCUAUCCCAGAUCCAGAGUUACUUAAGAGACCUUGAGGGACUCAGGACAAUUAGUGUGAUGGUAGACUUUGGUGCAUCUUAUGGAAAAAGACAUGUAGGUACACCAAGGAAAGAAAAGGUAUUGGAGGCUAGAGGGACAGUGUUGGUGUCCCAUAACCCUAGGGCUCAGGAAAUGGGAAGCUGACAGGAGCACAGGAGUGGGAGGUCUGCCUUCCCAGGAUCCACUAUUCCUCAUUUCCUGUCUCCUCCUCUUAUCGUCAGGCUCGAAGAUACUAAGCUACUUAAAGGCAAUGAAUACUUAUUGAAUUACCCCCUUAGAUUACUCAAAACUCUACUUCUCUGCUAAUUUUUAUUUCAGCAGUUUUAAUUAACCCACCAUUAAUUGCUGAAGGCAAUUCAUAUGUAAGAGAAGGUUUGAUUUCCCUUCUGAAUACUGUCUCUUUUGAAGACCUGGUGAUCAAAGCUGUUGUGGGUAAUAGGGGAGGUGAAGUUGGGCGUGACGGUGGGGGGGGGCAGUCUCUGUAUCCAUAGGUUGGAGGAUUUUCAUUGAGUGAGGUCAGUUGGAAUUCUGGAGAGACCCUUCAAAUGGAUGAAGUUGCCUUUUCCUCUAGGUGACAAUCGGAUGAUUUCAUGUUUUUAAUUUUAUUUAAUAGGUUUUUUUUCCAGGUUGUGAAUUAAUUGUAAAUAUUGAUAAUAUAGAAAAUGAGAAAGUAGAAGUCACCCUCAAUCCCACCACCCACAAAAACAUUGUUAAUAUUUUGCAGUUCUAUUAUUUUUUUCUUUCUUUCCCCAACCCUAGUAUUUUUUGGUAAAAGUCAUGUUUGGUAAAUCAUUUUUAGUAACUGAUUUUAACAUUUAUACUUUGAGUAUAUACUUAAACUGUUUAGUAUUAGAAUGUAAUACAAGAUGUAUUAUAAUAAAAUUUGAAUCUCAAGUUUUGCUUUGAAAUGCUUUGUUCAGGAAUAGGGAGCCUAGUAACACAAGUGGAGGUGUGCUGGGAGAAAGAGGGAGGGAAUUGUGGCAAGAAAUCAGGGAGUGGGUGUGCUUGGCUUUUAUUUCCUGGUUCAGGUGUCUGGAAACAUAGCUAGUCCCUUGGGCUACAGUUCACCAGGUGAAGUCCCAAAAUCUAGGGGCAGCUGGCUGAGAAAUCAUGGGAAGGAGAACGAAUAGCCUCUUUAAACACAUACACAUUGUGUUUCUCCCCCACCCCCCACCCCGCAGGAGCAAGAGCCUGAGACUGCCAUGGACUUCCCCUCCUCUCUCAGCAGGUCCUCAUUGAAACGUGCAGAAAAACCCUAAGACCCUUUAGAUUUGUGAUCAUUUGCACCAGUUAACAAGACAGCUGCAGAUGAUAGUUACUGAGUAGCAAUGUCUGGUUCUGACCCAUCAGAAAGCAGGGUCUGCCCACAGGGCUCACCCUUCCUUGCAGAAAUGCUCUCCAGGUCAGUUUCUUCUGCAUGGGAAAUAGUCUUAAUUGGCAAUCCCUCUUACUUGGAGGAUUCACUUAAUGGGGCAAGAGAAGCAAAGGAUUUCACAAGGGAACUUGGAGAUACCAAGGUCAGAUUUGCUUAAAUUUCCAAUCUCCAGCUGGACAAUUAAUUGCAGGAAAUGAGGAGGGAGAAGGCGAGAGGUAGGAAAGUGAUAGUAAGCACCCUGCCUAAAUUGCACAUCUUAUUUAAAAUCACCUUUGAGGGCGCCUGGGUGGCUCAGUCGUUAAGUGUCUGCCUUCGGCUCAGGUC
This is a messenger RNA of Callorhinus ursinus (northern fur seal), 7391 nucleotides long. It is a transcript of the gene ZNF396, whose product is annotated as zinc finger protein 396. The record is from RefSeq and is a predicted model, not a curated record. Lineage: Eukaryota; Metazoa; Chordata; Mammalia; Carnivora; Otariidae.